Nelumbo nucifera (sacred lotus) is the source of this 1293-nucleotide messenger RNA. RefSeq names its product serine/threonine protein kinase 1 (gene SR1). Gene Ontology annotation, molecular function: protein serine/threonine kinase activity; ATP binding. Gene Ontology annotation, biological process: signal transduction; protein phosphorylation. NCBI's taxonomy places the organism in Eukaryota, Viridiplantae, Streptophyta, Magnoliopsida, Proteales, Nelumbonaceae. The record is from RefSeq and is marked provisional.
AUGCCAGAGAUCGAAGAGACGGCCGGCAAAGUCAUGCCGGAAGCCUUGUUCGGAAAAUAUGAACUCGGAAAGCUGCUCGGCUGUGGCGCCUUUGCUAGGGUCUACCAUGCGAGGAACAUUCGAACGGGACAAAGCGUAGCCAUCAAGUCCAUUAGCAAGCACAAGAUCAUCAAAGGUGGCCUUGUCUCACACAUCAAGCGUGAGAUAUCCAUCAUGCGCACGCUGCGCCACUCCAACAUCGUCAAGCUCUACGAAGUCCUCGCCACCAAAACCAAGAUCUACUUCGUAAUGGAGUUUGUCAAAGGCGGUGAGCUUUUCUCCAAGGUUGCCAAGGGUCGUCUCACCGAAGAUCUCAGCCGUCGUUACUUCCAGCAAUUGAUAUCCGCCGUCGCUUACUGCCAUUCCCACGGUGUUUUUCACCGCGAUCUGAAACCUGAGAAUCUCCUCCUCGACGAGAACGGUGACCUCAAGGUAUCGGACUUCGGACUUAGCGCCGUAACGGAACAGAUUCGAAACGAUGGGCUGUUGCACACACUCUGCGGUACGCCCGCAUACGUGGCACCCGAAAUUCUAUCUAAGAAAGGUUACGACGGGGCCAAGGUGGAUAUCUGGUCCUGCGGCAUCAUCCUCUACGUCUUGACUGCCGGCUAUCUCCCCUUCAACGACCCCAAUCUCAUGGUAAUGUAUCGGAAGAUUUACAAAGGAGAGUUUCGGUGCCCAAAAUGGAUGUCUCCGGACCUCAAACGACUCCUUUCCCGCCUUCUCGAUACCAAUCCAAACACGAGGAUCACCGUUGAUGAGAUCCUCCAAGAUCGGUGGUUCAGGAAGGGCUACAAAGAGGUUAAAUUUCAGGAGGAGGAUUUGUUCUGGGAGCUUAAACUAGACAAAGACGAGUACCGAAGCGACAUGUUCCUCAACGCUUUCGAUUUAAUCUCCUUCUCUUCGGGUUUCGACCUGUCCGGUCUGUUUAACAAGUCGGAUGAGCGGGAGGAGGACCAGAGAUUCGUAUCGGCUGAGUCACCGGAGAAAAUAAUAGAGAAGCUCGAGUUGAUUUCCAGCAAGGAGAACCUAACAGUGACAAGAAAGAAAGACUGGCAGGCCGUGUUAGUGGGGCAGAAUGAUAAUUUUAUUGUCGCCGUCGAGGUGUAUCGGUUGACUGAUACUCUGGCUGUGGUUGAGAUAAAGAACCGGAGCCGUAGCGUACAGUCAUACGAGGAGAUUUGGAGUAAGAAGAUUGGACCUGAGCUGAGAAGUCUUAUUUAUCAGCCAGAAACGCUGGUUUCCGGUCAGUAA